Naegleria fowleri is the source of this 3030-nucleotide messenger RNA. RefSeq lists its product as uncharacterized. Gene Ontology annotation, molecular function: RNA binding; 3'-5'-RNA exonuclease activity. The record is from RefSeq and is a predicted model, not a curated record. Lineage: Eukaryota; Heterolobosea; Eutetramitea; Acrasida; Naegleriidae. Gene Ontology annotation, biological process: mRNA catabolic process. Gene Ontology annotation, cellular component: exosome (RNase complex); P-body. The coding region runs from base 1 to 3030 and encodes 1009 amino acids. The transcript has a single exon.
AUGUCAAAGAACACUCAUCACUUCAAGAAGUAUACAGGAGGACUUUCUCAGUCAUCCAUCUCCAUGCUCACUUCCAAUCAGAGUUUACCUAAUCCUCCUACUUCCGUCAAAUUAUUUAAUAGUGAAUCCUUCUCUCCAUCUUCUUCUUCAAACUCUUCUCAACCAACGACAACAACACCUUUUACUUCCAAAUCCUCUUCAUCACCAUCCUCCAAUAACGCUUCACCAGCCACAUCUCUAUCAUCUUCCUAUGUAAGAAACACUAAGAGCUCUGUUCAAUUACCUCCAAACGCUCAAACCGACGCUUUCAACUACAAAACAUAUCACUACAACAAUUAUACGUAUUAUGCAUCGCCAGGACAAACUCCAAAACAACGAUAUCAACCUCACCACCACAAUGCUAACGCACCAAAUCCAUAUUAUGAUGAAGAGGCUUUCUUCUUACAACAAGAGCCAGGAGGAGCCGAUUUUGCUGCUUCAUCAUCGAACAUUCUUCUUACUCAACCACCAAUUCAACAAAACGAUGGAGCACGAAAGAAGCUUCAAUAUAUAGGAUCACGAAUUUAUAAGAAGACAAAUAGUACAUCAUCCGCACUCACAUCAUCAACACCUUCAGUAAGUUGUCCAUCCUCUCCGAGCAAGAAUCGAAUGAGAGAGUCAACAACUAGCCAGUUUGGGAAGAGAGCAUUCCAUAGCAUGAGUAGUUUCACCUCUCCUGGCUCUGUGAACCUCUCGCGAGCGUUCAAAGAAGAAUCUAAACAACAGCACGUCAUUGUUGAGUAUGAUGAUGAAUUUGAACGGAGAUUAGCAAUUAUAACAGGUCCAGAAUCAUUGGAUGAAAAUAACAACAAAUGGAUUAUUAUUGAUAUUACCGGAAGAAAUAGAGUGGUUAACUCAAGCCAACUAACUUAUCAAUUCUCUUCAGACAAUACCGACCAAAAUUUCAACAUUGAUGACGUACGACAGUUACAAGCUCAAAGCAGUGCCAUGAUAGAAAAAUUAACUCCAGAAGAUUGCGAUAAUAUGUGGAAAGCAUUCUUGCAACGAAAGAGCGUAAAGAUAACGAUAAAAGACGCUGCCGAACAUCUAUUCCAAUCUACAGAACCUGCCUCUCUUUACUCUGCCUACCGAUUUCUUUACAAAAAUCCUUUAUACUUUAAACACACCUCUAACCUCAAUUUUGAAUGUCGCUCACUUAGAGAGGUUGAAGAGCUGAAACAAAUGGGAUCAAAAGAGAAAGAAACCAUUUUGAAGGACAAAAUAUUUUUACUUAAAAUCGCUAAUCGAUUGCUAGCUACAAACGAGGAAAGAGGUUUAUUCUACAAGCAAUUACGGAAUAAUGUAAUGAAAGAAAUCAAAGCAAUGCGACCGGACUUGGAAAUUACCAGAGAGUUUCUUGAAAUCGAUGAAGAACAAGAUAAAGAAAGACUCUCUCUAUUUAGACAGUAUGCGCUGGGAAUGUAUACCAAUUUGGAUAACAAGAAAAGAGUUUAUGAGGCCUUUUUCAAACCUCUCGGAGCUGAUGACCAUCUUCAAGCGUUCAGAGUUGCAAGAGACUUGAAACUUUUUACAACACAGAAUAUUCACUUGUUACGGUCAAUGGAGGAUGAAAUGUGUCACAUGAAGGAGGAGGAUAAUUUUAAAAAAAUAGUGCGUGAGAAUAUUGACUCCAUCGUUAACUCCACAGACCCCGAUAGCAAGAUUAGAAGAGACUUACGCCAUCUUCCUGUUUUCACUAUUGACGAAUAUCCAAAAACAACAGAAGUAGAUGACGGAGUGAGUGUCGAAGUACGAGAUGGAGCCACUUACAUGUAUAUUCAUAUAGCAGACGUCACUCGAUUCAUCAACCAAGGUUCCACUAUUGACUACGAGGCCCAAAAACGAGUGUCGAGCAUUUACCUCCCAGAGAAAAAGUUUAACAUGAUAUCGUCGGAACUGAGCGAAGAUGUUUUAAGUUUAUCUGACAAAAAGGAAAACUAUUCGCUCACAUUUUCUUCCAAGGUUGGCAGCGAUGGUUCUCUAUCAGAAUGGCAGGCAUUUCCUGCAAUUCUUGGCAAAGUUCAAAAGAUAGACUAUUCACUUGCUGAUCAAAUUAUUGACAAAACUGUGGAAGUAGAUCCAGAAGUCUAUGACGCAUUCCAAUUAAUGCUCCAAGUUGCAAAUUUGAGAUUUGCAUACCGAAUGAGAAAAGGGGCUACUCCACCUUCACUUUCUCCCAAACCGAAAGUUGAUGUUUCUAACUCUGAACAAUCGAUCCAAAUUGGAACUUCAUGGGAGGAACAGGUUGGCUCAUCUCGAAGACUAGUGCAGGAGUUUAUGAUUGCAGCCAAUGAAAUUGGAGGACAUUAUGCUUUACAACAUGAUAUAGCGGUUCCUUACAGAGGAACAAGAACAGUCACCAUGGAAAUUCCUCCACUUCCAGAAGAAGAAAUUAAUCAAAUUCUUUCUCUAUCUCCAAAAAUAUCAGAAAAGGAUCUAUGUGAUGUGGUUGUUCGUUCUAACAACUCGUUUUUCCCAACUGCUGGAGUUUGCAUCAAUCAAUCUCCUAAAUUCCAUCAAGGUAUUGGUAGUUCAACUUAUGUCCAAGUUACUUCACCAAUUAGAAGAUACAGCGACCUCUUAGUUCACUAUCAACUUAAGGCCCAAAUGAGAGGAGAAAAACAACCUUAUACAUGGGAUGAAAUUCAGGAAAUUCUCUUUGCAAUUGAACCAACGACCAGAGCCAUUGCAAGCUUGCAAAAAAAGAGUGAAAGAUUCUGGUUAUUGAAGUAUUUUGAACAAAACUUGACCACCCAUUCAGGAAGAAAUAAUCGAUACAAGGCAUUAGUGUUAGAGUCAAAGAAAAAUGCGAUAACAAGUCUUGACCCAGACGAACUUCCUUUUGUGUUGUCACUCUAUUUGAUUGAAUCAGCAUUCAGAGCAAGCGUCAAAUCUUCCAAUAGCUAUGAAGUUGGUGAUUUUCUGGAUGUUAAGGUUUCCUCCGUUUCGCCUUACAACGACGAAAUUAGUUUUGAAGAAAUUACAAAAUAA